UCACUUUCUGCCUGCUUCAGUUUCUUUCUUGAUGCCAUGACAUCAUCUUUACUCAUGAAAUUCCGUUUUUCCUUCCUGCAACCCCAACCCAUGUCUUAGGCCCCAGAGUCCCUAUAAAGAGGGGUUCCCAACUCUGAUCAGCACAGCACUCGACCAGCUUCUGAAGCUUCUGGGCCCUGCAGUCUCAGCUCUGUGCAAACCUAUCUCCCAGCAACACCAUGAAGCUCUGCGUCUCUGCCCUCUCUCUCCUCCUGCUCGUGGCUGCCUUCUGUGCUCCAGUGCUCUCAGCUCCAAUGGGCUCUGACCCUCCCACUUCCUGCUGUUUCUCUUACACCUCCCGGAAGCUUCAUCGAAGCUUUGUGAUAGAUUACUAUGAGACCAGCAGCCUUUGCUCCCAGCCAGCUGUGGUAUUCAUGACCAAAAAAGGCAGACAGGUCUGCGCUGACCCUAGCGAGCCCUGGGUCAAUGAGUACGUGAAUGACUUGGAGUUGAACUGAGCAGCUCCAGACUCACGACCGGAGGAGCCACUUCAGGAAAGGCCUCCUCAGCCCUGACACUUCUCAUUGAGAAGUGCCUUGCUCCUUACAUUCAGAUUUCCUGCCCCUCUUCUUAAUUUAAAUCUCUGUGUAGACUUUGUUGUUUUGUUUGGUAUUAUUUCUAUUAUUUAUGUUUAGUUAAAGGACAUGUGUCUCCCAUGGAGAUGGUCCACCAUCGCUGUUUCUCUGCUAUUGUGGAUAUGACUGUGAAAUUGAUUUUAUGCAUUUUCAUAAUAAAUCUUUCUUUAAGA
Apodemus sylvaticus (European woodmouse) is the source of this 787-nucleotide messenger RNA. RefSeq names its product C-C motif chemokine 4. Lineage: Eukaryota; Metazoa; Chordata; Mammalia; Rodentia; Muridae. The transcript is spliced from 3 exons. Gene Ontology annotation, cellular component: extracellular region. Gene Ontology annotation, molecular function: CCR chemokine receptor binding; chemokine activity. The record is from RefSeq and is a predicted model, not a curated record. The coding region runs from base 219 to 497 and encodes 92 amino acids. Gene Ontology annotation, biological process: G protein-coupled receptor signaling pathway; chemokine-mediated signaling pathway; inflammatory response.